Molecule: messenger RNA, 597 nt
Organism: Suillus subaureus
Lineage: Eukaryota; Fungi; Basidiomycota; Agaricomycetes; Boletales; Suillaceae
Exons: 2
Coding region: 1-597 (198 amino acids)
Source: RefSeq, a predicted model, not a curated record
AUGAUCGUGAUUAAAUAUAGAUUUCGACAUAUUCCGUCAUAUGGUAAUGGAGUCAUUCGCAAAUUUGCGAAUAAUACUUCAGAAAUGAAAAAACUCGCAGCACGGGACUUCGAGGACAUUUUACAGUGUGCUAUGCCUGUCUUUGAAGGGCUGUUCCCAGAAGAUCACAAUAAAAUUGUACAGUCACUUUUGUACAGGUUUGCACAAUGGCACGCCCUCACCAAACUAAGGAUACAUUCCGAAACUACCUUGUCAGUUUUGGAUUCAAUGUUCAUGAGACUCGCUUGUCAGUUGUGCCACUUCCGAGAUUUCACCUGCGCUGUUUUCACCACAGUUGAAUUACCAAAGGAAAAAGCUGCUCAUGAACAUAAGGCUGCAUGUCAAGGAUUGGAUUCCAACAAUCGAGAUCCAUCAAGUGGCAGUCAAAAGGUCAAGAAAUUCAAUAUGAAUACUUACAAAUAUCACGCCAUGGGGGAUUAUCUGCAAUCAAUCUGGCUCUUUGGAACAAUAGACUCAUUUACUUUGCAAAUCGUAUGUGACUCUUUGAAUGUCUUCCGAUCUCAAUUUGAUUUUCAACUAGGGAGAACUGGCACAUAG